Molecule: messenger RNA, 1294 nt
Organism: Cervus elaphus (red deer)
Lineage: Eukaryota; Metazoa; Chordata; Mammalia; Artiodactyla; Cervidae
Product: olfactory receptor 1009-like
Exons: 4
Coding region: 350-1294 (314 amino acids)
Biological process (GO): sensory perception of smell; G protein-coupled receptor signaling pathway
Cellular component (GO): membrane
Molecular function (GO): olfactory receptor activity; G protein-coupled receptor activity; odorant binding
Source: RefSeq, a predicted model, not a curated record
CCGGUCUCUUCAGAGCCUCAUUUCCGCCCUGACACAGGCGGGCGGAGGUGGACUCUUAUUCAGAUUAGAUCAGAGAAAUGGAGUAUGGAGAAUGAAACUUUGGUGACUGAGUUUGUUUCCGUGGGCUUGACAAACCGCUUCCAGCUCCAGAUUGGAAUCUUCCUACUUCCUUGGGGAAAAAACUAAGAAUAAAACCAAGUGACUACUUGACAGUUGGACUUCUUCUCUGUGCAAAGGCACAGGUCGGGGUGGGAAGAUGCGAUGCAUGCUGAAAAAAGAGCACGGUUUGCACUCCAGUGUUAAUUCCCUAAAGAAGAAAGGAACUCACUGACAUAGGCCGAACUAACCAAUGGCUGGUGAAAACUAUACAAGGAUCACAGAGUUUAUUUUCACAGGCCUAGAGUACCAUCCGCAUGUGCAAGGCUUCCUCUUCUUGUUCUUCCUUCUUUUUUACUUUGUUACCAUGACCGGAAACCUGGGCAUGAUUAUCCUCGUCCGGAUGGAUUCCCGCCUGCACACACCGAUGUACUUUUUUCUCAGUCACCUGUCCUUUGUGGAUGUCUGCUUUUCGUCCGUGGUUGGCCCCAAGAUGCUCAGAGACUUCUUCGCUGAAAGGAAAGCCAUUUCUUUCCUAGGCUGCGCCUCGCAGCAGUGGUCCUUUGGGCUCUUUGUGGCCAUGGAGUGCCUUCUCCUGGCACCCACGGCUUAUGACCGCUACGUGGCCAUCUGUACCCCACUGCUGUAUUCAGUUGUCAUGUCCCACAGACUCUGCAUACAGCUGGUGUUUGGACCCUGCGCUGCUGGAUUUCUGAACACCAUGACCCACACAACAGCUGCUUUCCGACUUCCUUUCUGUGGUUCCAACAUUAUCAAUCACUUCUUCUGUGACAUGUCCCCACUUCUAUCUCUGGUAUGUGCUGACACACGGAUCAAUAAAUUGCUAGUUUUCAUCGUGGCUGGAGCUGUAUUUGUGGUCAGCAGCCUGACUAUAUUAGUCUCCUAUUUUCACAUCCCCGUCUCUAUCCUGAGCAUCCGCUCUGCUCGUGGGAGGCACAGAGCCUUCUCCACCUGCUCUUCCCAUCUCACAGCUGUCUCCAUCUCGUAUGGGACUCUCUUCUUUAUCUACGUGAGGCCAGGAGCAGUUUUCGCUCUGGAUCUCAAUCAAGUGGUGGCAGUGUUCUACACAGCAGUGAUUCCCAUGUUGAAUCCUCUCAUCUACAGCUCGAGAAAUAAAGAAGUGAAAGCUGCUAUAUGCAGGACUAUCGCCAGGAGAAAGUUUUGCCUCAAAAGUUAA